Messenger RNA from Aegilops tauschii subsp. strangulata, 1212 nucleotides. Lineage: Eukaryota; Viridiplantae; Streptophyta; Magnoliopsida; Poales; Poaceae. The record is from RefSeq and is a predicted model, not a curated record.
AUGUCUGCACCACCACCAAUUCGGCCGCUGCCCACCACCACCGCGCCGCCGCCAAUCCCAACCACGGCGCCGCUGGCCCUCCCCACUGCGCCGCUGGGCUCCACCGUCGGCGCCUCUACCGACCAAUCGCCGCCCCACUCCACGGGUCCGCCGCCACCACCCUUCACCGCGCUGCUGGUCUACUCCCCCGCGGAGAUGACCGGCAUCCUCAACGAUCCCGUCACCGCCGUCCAAGGGAUACGGCUAUACCUAGCCGGCUCCUAUGGGCCGCCGGCGGCCGCCGCGACCGGGCCAACCGCCCUGCCAUGGUAUUCGGCACCCGCGGCGCCGACCGAGCCUCUACACCACCACUGGCCGCUUCAGCCGCCGCCCGUCGCCGCGCCCCAAUGGCCGCAGUGGCCGGCGCCGGCCCUCGCCGCGUCACCCACGGCACCCGGGUCCUCGCCGCCACCGCCCUGGCAACCCUGUCAGCCGCCGCACCCCGGGGCCACCGCGACGCUGGUCGGGCCGCUACAGCCCCCGCUGCAGCUACAGCCAGGCCCCGCCACCGCCCCGAUCUGGUCACAAUGGCCGGCCGCGGCCAUCGCCGCGCCCGCCGCCUCCGCUGUUUCCAGGCAGCAGCAGCUGCCGCUGCCGGCGCCUCCACCGCCCAGCACCGGGCUGACUACAACCGCGGUGGCGGCGUGCCAAUUCUGCAAUCUACACCAUGGCACGGACCAGCCGACGCCAUCCCUGCUGUACGACGGGCCCUCCAGCUUCACGGGUUUCCACGCUGGCUUCGACGGGCCACCGCUUUCCUGCGGACCACCUGUGCACACCGGACCAACGCCAUCCUCUUUGCUGCUCCGUACCGCCGAGCCGUACACUCACGGCGGUCAUGCUCAGACACCGCCGCGCUUCGCCAAGCUCGCCUUCACCACCUACGACGGCGCCGAGGACCCCCUCAACUGGCUCAACCAGUGCGAGCAGUUCUUCCGGGGGCAACGGACGCUCGCGUCGGACCGCACCUGGCUCGCCUCUUAUCACCUCUGCGGCGCCGCACAGACGUGGUACUACGCCCUCGAGCAAGACGAGGGCAGCAUGCCCCCAUGGGAGCGUUUUCGCGAGUUCUGCCUCCUUCGCUUCGGACUGCCGAUACGUGGGAGCCGGCUGGCAGAGUUGGGUCGCCUUCCCUUCACCUCUACGGUGCAGGACUACACCGACCGCUUUUAG